UCGUUAAAUAAGAUGAUUCCAUUAAUCACUUUCAAAUGAAUCUAGUCUUGCAGAACAUAUUGUAAUAUGAUGUACCUGUUUAAACGUUUGCACACAUAUUAGCAUUUCAAUGCGAUAACCUACUGGAUUGGAAGGAUAAUGAAAACACCAAUCAUGAGACUGUUCGUGCUGAUUAUUUUUAUGGUAUUACAAAUCAUUUAUGUCCAUGGAUCUCAUUUUCAAGGAGGAAUGGUAACAUGGAAGUACAGAGACAAUCAGGUAUACAUAACGUACAAAGUGUCAUUCAAUAAUCAUCACUGUGACAAAAUGUACAUAUUGAAUAGAAUUUUGGUAAACGGUGAAGGAUCGUUAAUGUGCUAUAGAGGAUGCAAUGACACUUUGACAAGAACUUUGGUAACUUCUUUGUCUUACUAUUGCACAGAGUUCAGUGAGGAUGACAACUGGACAUAUGGCCAAAGGACAUUGAAUGUUACGUUUCCAUCUACAUCAGAUAACAUAUACGUAUUUGGAUACAGAAGCGGUUCUUGGGCUACUCUUGUUGACGGUGGAGGCAGUUGGUCUUUAAUAGCAACAGCAAAUUUAAACAUUCGACAAGAUAUUGGACGAAUCAACUCCUCACCAAUAGCUGCAAUGCAACCAUUUGUUACAGUAAAUAAAAACUGUGCAAUGCCAUAUGCCUUGAGAAUUCCAGUUCAAGACGAAGAUAGCGAUGUUGUCAGAUGUCGGUGGGCUAACAAUUCUAUAACAGAUGAAUGUGGAGGCGUAUGCUACAUAUUGAGAAACUCCGUUUUGGAUCAGUCAAAUUGUAUUCUAUAUAUUAACGCAAUACCUUUGACUGGUCGUUAUGCUGUUGCUCUUCAAAUUGAGGACUUUGGUAAACAACAAGAUAAAAUCGCACUAAGCAGUAUACCGUUGCAAUUCACUAUAAAUGUUAUUGAUGGUACUAGUAUGUGUGAUAAAAAACCAAGAAUAGAAACACCACUGAUAGAGAUUCCUUCAAAUACGAUGUAUCAUCUAACUAUUAUUGCAAGAUCAACAGGUUCACACUGGAAGAGUUAUGAGCUACAUGUCUUGCCGAUAUUGUUUAAAAAGUGGACUAGAGAUAUCUACUUAUCAUCAAAUGAACGACACUGUACACCAGCUUUGCAGUCAUUGAAACUCAUUGAUCCCUGAUGAAUAUAAUUCUUUGGGUGUUUUUGUCCUGUCGAAAACCAAUAACAUAGCAGUGACACAUGAAUGAGCGGCAUUGAACAUACAAGCUAGAAAUGCAAAAAUACAUCAAUAGAACUAAAAAUAGUGUGUUCUAUUCUAAAAAUGAGUAUAUAAAUUAUUCUAUAAUCAUACCAACAGCAGAUUUAUUUAGCUCAUUUGCGGCCCCAGUGGCAAAAAACAGAGAACAAUCCCGAACCCCUGGAAUUAUAAAACAGAUAAUUUUAUCUGUAAAGGCUAUGAUUUUAUUAUUAUAAAAGGUAGUUUAUCUAGAAAACAAUAAACUUGCAUUAGCGCUAUACAAUAAUAAGAUUUUAGUAGUCAGUUCUUUAAAACUUUUAGUGAAUUCAUAUAUCAAACUGGUUAAUUCAUAAAUACAACUUUUGCAAAUAUGAUUUUACAUAAACACUUCAAGUUCAUACAUUAGCCAAAUUAUGUUAGAUAUAUGGUAAGAGAUGAUAUCAUAUCAUUGAUAAAAAACUUUUUGUUUGAAUGAUUAAUACUCAUUCUCUGUAACCACUUAAACUUUUUCGGCACACAUAGUCACCGAUCUUUCUGAAAAUUGGCCGAUAUGUAUAUCCUAUUAGCCUAGUCAGAAAAAUAAUGCCAACCGAUAUAUAUAUUGAUUGGUUACCAUGGUAACAGCGGAGAAAGUUGGGAAUUUUGAGAAAAAUACAAUAUUUGGUGUAGUGUUGUGAAAUUAUGCGGCUACAUCUAUUAAAAAGAAGCACAAAAACAAUUAAUUUCAGCCUUGUUUUUAUAAAAAAUCAAAAAAAGUUAUGGGGAAUCUACCUAGAAACAUCUGAAAUUAAUUUCUAAAAAAUGGUCAUUGUGCAAUAUUCCUCACAAUACGAAUUAUCUCCCUUUGACGGGCUACACUAAUGACUGGACCAAAACGAAAAUGCUAAUAUUUUUUUUAUUUCUUAAAAAUUUUGUCAAAUUUGAAUUGCUAUAAACUUAGUCCAUUUAAUACAUAACUAUAAGAAAAAAUAUAGAAAACUUUUAAAUCUUCAUAAAACGUGACCUGACCAACGCUGACAAUGACAGGACCAAAUGAAAAUGCUCAUUACUUUUUUAUUUCUUAAAGGAUUUAUGUUAAAUUUGAAAUAUAAUAAAAUUUGAUCAUUUAAUAUAUAACUAUAUGAAAAAAUAGAAAAAAAUAUUAAAAAAUUCCGAAAAAUUCCGAAAACGUGACCCUUCUAACGUUGACAAUGACCUGACCAACAACAGCAAUGACCUAACCGAUGAAAAUUUCUGUGUUAUUUUAUAUCAUUAAAAAAAGGGGGAAUAUAUAUGUUUUUAGGUUAAAAAAAACUUGACCUGAACAACGUUGACGGUGUGCAGAUCGUUGAACUACCUAAUACUUAUUUAUAUCUUAUAGGAUUUGCUUAAAAUUUAUAUAAAAAAAACAUUAAGAUUGAAUGGUAAAGUCUUUAUCAAAUAAUAAAAAAAACUGGGAAAAACAGUUUAGGGUACUGUGACGGGCACCAGGUUAUUUAAACUGUUUAUGGUAUUGAGAAGUAUAUUGUAUUUUACUGUGUUGUAAAUUAUGUUGUAUAUUACCGGUUAUAAUUUGACCUGUUUGAUCACAAAUAUAAAGUAACACACAAAAGGUGUGAAGUAGGCCAAAAAUACAUGUAAGUUGAUAAAUCCAAUAUAAUUGUUUUUAAAUAUUUUCAUAACAGUAAAUAAUUAUUUCCACGCACAACUUAAGGCAUGCCCGAGCCUUGUGUAGGAUAUCCUGGUAGUUUUAAAUAUUUUCAUAAAAGAAUAAACAUUUCGCGGACUACUUGAGGUAUGCCCGAGCCCCUGCAUGCACGAUAUCUUGGUAGUUUAAAAUAUUUUAAUAAAAUAUAAGUAAACAUAUUCAACGAUUUAACUUGAGGUAUGCCAAAUGUUCUCGAAGUCAAUACAUUUAUCGUUUGCUAAUAUGUUUGAAAAGCAUUUUAUAUUUUCUUAUUUGAUACAAUUAAUGGUUCAAUCUAAGUGUUUCUAUAAAUUUGAUGCAAAGCCUAUUACAUAUAAAUAGGUAUAAAGUAAUUUUUCCUGGUCAUGAUAACGGUCAGAAUAUAGGACAGAAAGUCACAGACAGAAAGUCACAGACAAAAAGUCAAGGACAAAAAGUCACAUGUAUAUAUGUUAUAAACAUUGAGUCCUGUUUCAAAGUAAAAUCUAAUUUUUUUUUUUGUUAAAAGAAAGACAAUAUACUAAUUUUGAGAAACAUCUUUCUGUAAUGGGCUUUCAGCAUGUUCAGUGAAAAUCAAAUUAUAUGUACAUGUAUAUAAUUCUUUUAAAGUUACCCUUUCACGGUAAAGAGUUAUCAUAAUUUAUGGUCAAUAUUUUAAUUUGCUGCUAAAAAGCCAUAAAGAUAAUUGUUAUUUUCUCAAAUUUCAAUAAUCCAAUGCCUAAUACUAAUGUUAAGAUAGUGCUACCAUAGGCAGAUCCAGGGGCCCUGAGGGCCCGUCCCCUCCUUAUUUAUUGGAAAUAUUUGGUUGAUUACAUAUGGAAUCACUGAAGCAUAAAUGUAGCGGUCCAUCACUUUAGGCAGUCAGUGCGACCCCUUAUAUGAAAAUUGUCCAGAUGGUAUAUUUCCCCCACUGCUCGUUUUAAGACCCGCAGCCACCGUGGCAUCUGACAGAUCCUCCCCGGCCAGAAUGGCACACAAAAAAUGUGUCGGAUGGAUAGCAUGGACCAUCGGGUCAACGGCCGACAGUACCCGCCCUUGUUGGUUACGCCCUUUGCUUGCUAAAGAACCCUUGUGUUAACUCUUUUAGGGGCACCCAAUUUGAAAUUUCUGUCCUUGUCCAAUUGAUCCCGAUUUCCAGUGAUAUUUCAAAUUGUCCGCCUUCAUCCCAGCCUACCCAUAUUACCGGACCUUUUUGAAAUUGUGUAUUUUUUUCAACUUCACCUAAAAAAUGAUCUUCAUGUAGAUACUCAUCAUCCAAUAAUACAAUAAUAUUCAAAACGUAUAGCUAUACAUGCUUUGUCAUUUCAACAUUGAGUUAAAUAAUGAAUAAGAAAAAUAAACAGCUCAUAAUAUAGGUAUUUUUUCCUUUAUAGAAAGAAAGGUUAGAUGGUCAAUUAUCAUUUACUUAGAGGACCAACGUCCGACUCUUUUUGUUCUAUUUUGUAUUGUGUUGAAGUGUGUCAAAUUAUUGCCUUUAAUUAAUUUUGGCUUAGUAGACUAGCACUGGACCAACAAUGAUCCUAUUAAAUUUAUUGAUUUUGUUCUCUUCUGAAAUAUGCAUGAGAUAUUUGACACUGGACACAAAGAAAAUUAUAACUAAUCGAUCAUUUUAUUUUUACAAAAUCUUCCCCUCCCCCCCCCCCCCCCCCCCUCCAACGAUAUUGAUUAUUUUCAUUUGUAUUUAUUUCUGUGCCUCACACAAACAAUUUUAAGCUUGGCCUUUCUUGAACUGUCAAUGUUCUGAUUGUAUCUUCUUAAUAUUAUGUAUAAAUAGUUAGAAGCUAGUAGCUAAAAUUCCAAACUGUCAACACCAAGUGGCACUUUGAUCUUUAAUAUUCACUCAUUAAAUUGAAAACUUACAGAAGAGAGAUUUUGUAUGAGAGAUUUAGUCUAUUUUCAAGCGUUUUCCAAGUUUAUGCAUAUACAUGUAAUUUGUUGUUUCUAUGGCAACACUAUCACUAAUAAUGCCUGGAAUAUUAUUAAUAUUUCUCAAAUACAAGAAAACCUGCUUAUGUAAGCAAAACUGUAUACAUUCAUUGUUAUAUGUAUCGAAGUUCAUUAAAACGCAUUUGUAAAAAUUAGUACUUAUCCGUAUUUUUGCAAAUGAACUACUUGUUUCCAUGGCAACACUUUCAAUGGCAAAUAUUGUACAAUUGAAUAUGUAAAUUUUUAAAUGAUUUUAUUUGUUUUUUUCUAGAUUGAGUAAUUGUUUUUCUUGUAUAUUUUUCAUGAUCAUAAAAAGAGACUGAAAUUUCUUUACAAUCAGCACUUUUAUCCAGAAUAGAGAAAUUGUGUUUGUUUCCUUCAAGUGGUAACACCAUUAUCGAAAUACUAUACUAGCAAAAUCAUUUAUAUAUACACAUGUGUGUAUACAGUGAAACUUAAUAAGUGUUUUAGUUUUCCUACUUUUGUGCACAUUUAAGAAACUAACUGAAACUUUUUUCAAAAUUGUUUUAAACUUGUGUAUCAAAAUGAAAUUGAUUCCAUAGCAACACAGUUAAAACUAUCAUACCGUUAUAUAUGAAUAUGUUUAAAAUUUUGAUGAUUACAAUAAUUUCUACAUAUUAUAUAUAUAUUUAUUUUUUUCUGACUGCAGAAUUAGGUUUUAAAACAUUUUUUUUCAAACUUUUCAAAAAAAAAACAUUUUCUGAAAAAAUGAAAACUAAGCAUUUUGUAUCCAUGGUAACAAAAUAUUGAGGCAUACUUCCCCAUUACUUUUUCGCAUCAUUGAUAAGAUAAGACUAUGAUAUUUAUGAAUUCAUGGUUGACUUAAACUCAGAUGUCCGCAAACAAUUAUGAUGAGCAUUCAAAAAUGACCUCAAAAGGGUAUUUUUUACCUAAUGCAAACCACAUAAAAAGGGGGGUAUAUGUGAUCAUGAUUGAAAUUGAAUAUGAAAAUAUCAGUUAUUAAAUUACAUUAAUAAAAUGCAUAUAUUUAAUAAAAUCAUAAAACAAUAUUCAUUCUCUUAAUUAUUUAUUAUGAAAAAUUAUGUUGAAAAUAGCCUUUUCCAGCUUAAAAUCAUAGAUAUUCAGAAGAGGUAAAACUGGUCAUCGGUUGCUAUGGCAACCGAUAUGCUUAGCAACCAAAAUUUUGCCAUUUUUUGUUUGUUUCAUCAAGACUAGUAAGUGUGUGAAGUUUGAAGAAAAUCCAUGACCAUGCGUGCCACACUCCCUAUAUAAGAGUUUAAAUUGUUACAGAGAACCAGUAUUAACUACUGAACUUAACACUUAUAGUAUUGAAAUGCGUACAAUUUGUUAUCAGAAAAGUUUCAUACAGGUUUUAGGCAUUACAUGUUAGAAAAAUUUCAGAUAGGGUAAGCUGAAAGUAACUUAAGUCUUGUUUUCAAAUAUUGUAAAGAUUUCAGGGUGGGGUAUAAAAGGCACUUUAUAAGCAAUGCUAGGGUAUAUACAGUGAUUUAUUUUAGGCUAUGAUUCUGGAAAAAUGUAUAUAUUGUUGUGAGAAAAAUAUUUUUUUUUUACGAUUGUUUUAUUUAACAACCGCUAGUAUAGAUUGUACUUUGUAAAUACAGCUGUUUCACAAACACGCCUCUUUUGAGAAUAUACACUACCGUACCAAAAGUGAAGAUAAUUUAACGACGUCAUGUCAAUUGCGGGUUGGAAGUGACAACUUCAAGAGCCGUUUUCUCUGUAAAUAAGUUGGAAUUAUCUCUCUUUUUGCACAAUAUGAAAGUUAUGAGGUCGGUCAUUGACCUGACACGUCACCGGAAGUUUGGAAUCGUCUGCUUUGUUUACAUUUCGUAUAGUUUUGAGAAUGGCCCCAAAACGUAAGGAACUGUCAUUAUCGGAGAAAAAUGCAAUUGCAGUAUUACAUAAGGCUGGUAUGAAAGGACCUGAUAUUACACGACAAACAAGACAUCCGCUUCCAACUAUUUAUGGUGUUUUAAAUCGUUUUAAAGGUCGGGGAAGUUUGGAACACAAGGAGAGAACGGGAAGGCCAAAUCUGCUAACACCGCGGGAUACUCGCAAAUUUUGCACCACUGUCAAGUCGGAUAGAAAACGUCCACUGCAUGAAAUAACUGCUGUUUUUAAUGAAUCUAGGGAAGAACCAGUGUCUAAGCGUACUGUUCAGCGAAAAUUGUAUGAAGAAGGGUUUAAAAAGCGUGUUGUUAAAAAAUCCAUCAGAAUUCGUGCUGCAAAUGUAAAAAAAAAGCUGGCAUGGUGUAAAUUAAACAGGCACAAAACUGUGGAAGAUCAUUGGAGAAGGGUCAUAUAUAGUGACAAAUGUAAGGUGGAAAUUGGUAUGGAUAAUCGUGUUUUAGUCCGGAGACGGCCCGGUGAGGAGUGGACUCCUUCUUGCUUAAAUCCUGGCCGUGGGUCACGACUGAGUUUGAUGAUCUGGGGUUUCAUUACCUAUGAAGGUGUUGGUACUAUUACUGUUGUAACUGGUAAUAUUAUGUUAAAGUAUAUUGAGAUUGUUGACAAUUUUGUUUGGCCUGUUAUUGCUCGUCAUUUCCCCGGUGACAAUUACAUAUACCAAGAUGACAAUGCCCCGGUUCUUAGAGCCAAAGUUGUGAAAGAAUACCUAGAACAAAACCAACUUCAUGGUAUGGAAUGGCCAGCCCAAAGUCCAGACCUUAAUAUUAUUGAGAAUAUGUGGCGUAAAAUUAAAAUUGAACUGCAAAAAACAGGCUCAUAACAUCACUACAAAGGCUCAAAUGGAGACAGCAAUUAGGAACAUAUGGACAAAUAUAUCCUUAGAAUUCAUAAGAAAACUUUAUGAUUCAAUUCCAGGACGUUUGAGGCAAGUGAUAAGGUCAAAAGGAAACAUCACAAAGUAUUAAGUGAGUUCAGAUCAUUUUAUUCAUAUUAUUACAAAGGUUGAAAAGUGACAGAUACUUGACAACUGUAUGUGGCAGCUAUCUUGGAAUUAUCUUCACUUUAGGCACAAGUCUGUAUAUAUUAUUCAUUAUUUACAAUAUAUAUUUUGUUUUGUUAACAUACUGGUCUUCAGAUAUGAUCUCUAUAUUUCAUCUCAUAGAGACAUAACUUGUGAAUUUUGCUAGUCUAAAUACAUAUAGAUAAGGGCUAAAUUGAAUUCUGAGGAAGACCCAAAUGAAGAGAGGGAUAGUAAAGAGUUUAAGUAUAAGUGUGAACUCCCGUUCGAGGCAUAUUAAUAAUGUUAAAAAUAUGCCGCACAGCCCUAUGUUUUCACCUCUGAAAAAAAUAAAUAAUAGUGCAUAUGAAUUUGCCUUGCUAGGAUAUAUUUUUUUAACGAAACUUCACAGUGACAAUGGCAAAGUAUUAGCCGUAAAAAGGGUUCCUACGGGAAAUUGCAAUGUCUAUACUUAAAUACGGAAAGUAUACACUAACUGGCAAAAUAGUGGCGAAAGAUACGAACAGAUAUUCAAGCUGACAAUGUCAUGGCCAUAAAAAAAAAACAAAAAAAAAAAACAAA
Messenger RNA from Mytilus californianus (California mussel), 8312 nucleotides. RefSeq lists its product as uncharacterized. The transcript is spliced from 6 exons. Gene Ontology annotation, molecular function: calcium ion binding. Gene Ontology annotation, cellular component: plasma membrane; protein-containing complex. The record is from RefSeq and is a predicted model, not a curated record. Bases 139 to 1173 code for a protein of 344 amino acids. Lineage: Eukaryota; Metazoa; Mollusca; Bivalvia; Mytilida; Mytilidae. Gene Ontology annotation, biological process: establishment or maintenance of epithelial cell apical/basal polarity; heterophilic cell-cell adhesion.